GCGGAGCUAAAUAAUCCCCACAGGACGUAUGAGUUAUAGUUUGAGUUUGCCUUCUGUUCGCUGCGCUACUUAACCUGUGAUGAUGUCCCUCUAUAUUUAAGUGAACGAAGAUGGCUAUGAAGACGAAUCAUCUAUGAAAAAAUGGCUAGGUACCGGUGCGCUUUGAUUUGGUUGGGACUGACAGUCGGGGAGGUGUGGAGCAACGCAAGCACCCUUACGGACGGCGUGUCCGGCAGCAGUGCCUUAUCCGCCGGAGGCAACGGCACCCGGCCGGAACUCGGCGUGCAGACAACGCGGGGUAGUCGCUCAGGCCUGCUGGUGCUGCGCCGUUUGUUCCAGGACAACAUGGCGGCGUACAAGCGCCGCUUCUCCACCCCUUCGACGAGCGGCGAAGCCCCCAGCGCCAGCGCGCCGACCUCGCCACCGCGCGUGCAGCGCCAGCGCGCCGACCUCGCCACCGCGCGUGCCGCUUGGAUUCACGCGAGGGACACCAUUGACCCAGCAUGGGCCCGACUGAUGCGUGAUAUUGUGUGUGCCAGAGAAGUGGAGCCUACAGCGACCGCAAGCCAACUCAACUUCAGGCCCUGUCGUUGA
This is a messenger RNA of Dermacentor andersoni, 594 nucleotides long. The record is from RefSeq and is a predicted model, not a curated record. NCBI's taxonomy places the organism in Eukaryota, Metazoa, Arthropoda, Arachnida, Ixodida, Ixodidae.